AUGUCAGAGAAGAGCGUUCAUCUUCCUCAGGAACUGGUUGUUGAAAUACUAUUAAGGUUGCCGGUGAAGACUGUACUACGAUGCAAGUGCGUCUGUAAGUCGUGGCUUUCUCUCAUCUCUAAUCCUCAUUUUGCAACUUCACAUUUUCAACUUGCUGCCACACCGCCCACAGAGAGACUUAUUUGCUUGGAAACUUUUUCUAAUGAAACCAUAUCCAUAGAUUUUAAUGCAUCAUUUAAUGAUGAUUCAUCAUAUUCUUCGCCGAGCCUUGAUUUUUUGAGUGGUGUACGUCGUCCUAAAAUUAGAGGUUCGUGUAGAGGGUUUUUGUUAUUGCAGUAUGGUACAAACUUCUGCAUAUGGAAUCCAUCCACGGGUGUUCACAGACAAAUACCUGAGUCUCUAAUGGCUUCUCUCUCCACUGAUUAUUUUUCAAGGACUCUGUGUGGCUUUGCAUACGAGCCAUCUGCAGAUGAUUACUUAGUAGUUUUGGGGUCCAACAACUACAAUGUUUCUUAUGAUAGUUUGAUUUACGUGGAAGUUUUCUCGUUGAAAGCUAAUAAGUGGAAACUAAUUGUGGGUGGUUCUCAUUUUCCUUGUAGGAUUAGUAUUGACAGAUUAGGGUUGCUCUUGAAUAAUGUUAUUCAUUGGUUGGUUUAUAAUCACGAGACGGAAAGGUAUGUUAUUAGUGCCUUUGAUUUGCAGGAAAUGAGAAUGUCUGAGAUAGCUUUGCCAUAUUGUUUUGAUGUUAGUUAUAUUUCUUUAAUUGAAUAUGAUUUGUUGGUACUUGGAGGACUUAUAAGUGCAUUGAAUAUGGAGAAGUAUACAGUUGAAGUUUGGGUAUUGAAAGACUAUGCGGAUCAUUCAAGUUGGACUAAGACUCUUACUUUAUCUAUGGAUUCAUACUUUUUUCCUGUAUGCUUUACAAAUUGUGGUAAUAUAAUUGGUACAGAUGGUGAAGGUCGAUUGUUGAAGUUUAAUGAUAAAUUACAGCUGCUAGAACAUCAAUUCUAUUGUGACAUUUAUUUUAACAGAUCCCAUUUGGUGUUAUAUAGAGAGUCUCUGCUUUAA
Vicia villosa (hairy vetch) is the source of this 1068-nucleotide messenger RNA. Its product is annotated as F-box/kelch-repeat protein At3g23880-like. The record is from RefSeq and is a predicted model, not a curated record. The coding region runs from base 1 to 1068 and encodes 355 amino acids. The transcript has a single exon. Gene Ontology annotation, molecular function: protein binding. NCBI's taxonomy places the organism in Eukaryota, Viridiplantae, Streptophyta, Magnoliopsida, Fabales, Fabaceae.